CCCGAACCCGGAAGUGCGCUCUGUGACGCUUCCGGGCGCGUGUGCUGCGUGUUUGUUUUUUUUCGGCGCCUGCGGUUCGUCCAGGAUCAGAACCAAGACCAGGACCAAGACCAGGACCAAGACCAGAACCAGGACCAGAACUGAGCCCGGACUCGAGGCGGAGAUGGCUCGUAACGCGGAGAAGGCCAUGACGGCUCUGGCCCGGUUCCGUCAGGCGCAGCUGGAGGAGGGAAAAGUCAAGGAGCGGCGUCCGUAUCUGGCGUCUGAAUGUGACGAGCUCCCCAAAGCCGAGAAGUGGAGACGACAGAUCAUCAGUGAAGUCUCAAAGAAAGUCGCUCAAAUCCAAAACGCGGGUUUGGGCGAGUUCCGGAUCCGAGAUCUAAACGAUGAAAUCAACAAACUCCUGCGAGAAAAACGCCACUGGGAAAUACGAAUCAAAGAACUGGGAGGACCGGACUACAGGAGGUUCGGGCCCCGGAUGUUGGACCACGAGGGUCGAGAGGUUCCAGGAAACAGAGGAUACAAAUACUUUGGAGCCGCACGAGACCUGCCCGGAGUCCGAGAACUGUUCGAGAAAGAACCGGCGCCGGAGGUGAGGAAGACGAGGGCGGAGCUGAUGAAGGACGUGGACGCUGAGUAUUACGGAUACAGAGACGAAGACGACGGCGUUCUGCUGCCGCUGGAGGCGCAGCACGAGAAGCAAGUAGUAGCUAAGGCGGUGGAGAAGUGGAGGUCUGAGAAAGAUCAAAACAGAACUGAAGAAGAAGAAGACAUUUACAAAGUCACAGACCAUCAGUGGGGGGAGGAGCAGGAAAGGGAUGAAGCUGCUGAAGACGACGAAGGAGAAGAAGGAGCCGUGUUCACCGCCCACGUCCCAGUGCCCUCCCAGAAAGAGGUGGAGGAGGCUCUGAUCCGGAGGAAGAAGAUGGAGCUGUUACAGAGAUACGCCAGUGAGACUUUACAGCACCAGAGCCAAGAGGCGCGUACUCUGCUCGGACUCUGACACACUACUGCGACUACUGCGACUACUACAAGUACUAUGAGUACUACUGCGACUACUACAAGUACCACGAGUACUUUUACUGCUACCACCACAACCUGCAGACCACGACUCAAACACUUAUGUAAAUACUUUUUGUAACUUUUUCAUUAAAAAAACUAAAACUA
Boleophthalmus pectinirostris (great blue-spotted mudskipper) is the source of this 1167-nucleotide messenger RNA. RefSeq names its product ISY1 splicing factor homolog (gene isy1). Lineage: Eukaryota; Metazoa; Chordata; Actinopteri; Gobiiformes; Gobiidae. The transcript is spliced from 13 exons. Gene Ontology annotation, biological process: mRNA 3'-splice site recognition; generation of catalytic spliceosome for second transesterification step. Bases 164 to 1003 code for a protein of 279 amino acids. Gene Ontology annotation, cellular component: Prp19 complex; post-mRNA release spliceosomal complex; catalytic step 2 spliceosome. The record is from RefSeq and is a predicted model, not a curated record.